CCUGACCUCUUCGUGCAUUCGAGUGCCAUUACGUGCGGCGCGACGUCCGUGACGAGAGUGGCCUCCGCCUAGGCCAAACCUCUACUUAAGUUGGUCACUAUCCCCAGUCGAACCAGUGUGGUGAAGUAUGGUUAAACACCCCCCCCCCCCUCCCAUCACCUUUCUGUGGCUGAUACUGCUCGAGACCUCUAUCCAGCAAGUGGGUGGGUUGCCAAAGUGCUCUCGCACACUGGGGCGAUGGAUGGAGAUCAGCUCGUGUGUGAAGGCGCCAGGAGGAUGGUAAACAUCGCAGUCGUGCGAGACAUUCAUCCAGCAGUGGAUUGACCGUGGCUGAUGACGAACGGUGCGCGCGUGUUGGGGCUUAAUGAGUGCUGACGUGAGUCGGCGGGGGACGCAUUACGGGCAGCAUAAUGAGCUUAAGAGAGUCACCGCCUGCACGUGUUUAAAGGGCUACGCACGCGUGAUCCGUAUAUAGACACCCCACUAAAACAGUGGGGCAGGAACCGCGGGGGCAUGAAGACGUUUCAAUGUAAAAUCCAUACCUUCGCUUCUCCCACCUAUCUCGGUACGCUUAGUAAAUAUGUUAACACUCUCCUCGGUAAGAUAUGGAGCCAUCGCGUUCACAACGCCGCAAUGCAGUAUUUGUUCACGUGUUGAAAGGGUACUGUAACAUUCUUUGGGUCUUUCGGUAAAGCCAGGAAUAUGAAUUCCAGCAGUCACGAAAGCUUUAAGUCAAGGUACUAUAAAAAUGAAUUAUAAUCGGUUGUGAUCUCGACAUUUGAAUCACCCUGUAAACAAAGUCAGACCGUCGCCUUCAGUUUGACUUGCUUUGUGUAGACAAGCAUUCUGACACAUUUUUGUUGUUUAUCUCGGGGGGAAUUAAAGUGGUCACACAUUUACCGUGGAGUAAUUGUGUUUAAAAAAGUACUUUAAGUGUGAAGUACUGGACUGUGAGUGAACUUGGUCAGGGCACGUGAUGGCUAAUGGUUGUGAUGACUGAUGGCCACGAAUAAUCAGUGGGCCAGCCAAGGAUUGUAAAACAAGUUCCAAAAGGAAUUCUAACGUGAAGAUGGAGUGUUGAAAUCGGCUAGUGUGCGGCUCCUGUUGAAUCAUUACAUUUGCAGGAUUGCGAAAGAUGGCUUUCAUCCAGCAGUGGAUUUGAUCAUAGCUGAUGAUAAUGAUGAAUAAUUGACAAAGUCACGUGAGCACUUUGCCCUGAGGCGCAAUGACCUUGAGGCACAGAGGGCGGCCCCCAGCAGUGGCCACCGGUGACACCGUGGGGGAGAUGGCCAGGUCUGCCUGCCCACCUUUCACCUCCGCACUCUCUCCCUCUCAGCAGCAACCCUGAGGUCAUAAACCAGGGGAUCCUGACCGCAGAGUACAAUCAUUCAUAAAGCUGCAGCGAGGAGACGAUAUUCAUUGUUGGUGCGGUGUCCUGUUUGUGUGUGUGCGAGACCUCUGGUGCCCCACCUCCUUUCUCCGUUGCCACACGGGGGGGGGCUUUAAUCAACCUUGGCUGUUGUUUUGAACUGACAUUUUUUUUACAUUUCUUAGAGUUUGCACACCAAUCGCCUGGCUCUGCCGAUGGGACCCAGAAAGACGAAACCGGUUCCACUUUUUCCUCUGUUCGUGUGUUCCACAAGUUCCUCCCCCCAGCCGUCAGUUUAACUCAAAGCUAAAUACCUGUCUCUUGUACAUUCUCUGUGACUGACUGUACAGUAGUGAUAUAAACAUUAAGAUAAUAUAUACGUGCCUCUUCUUCCUCCAUGAUGUACUUAUCACACUAUCUUGUACGGUGUGUUGAGACUUGAUAAUAUUUAGACGCUCUAUACCAGGGGUUGGAAAAAACAAAAUAACAAUAACAACCAUUUUUUUUCGAAUUCGGUAAAAAACCCCUCAAUAUUUCAAGAGCCGCAAUGCAUGUGAAUAGUAGAUGGUGGUCUUUAAUAAAUAACGUCACGAAGCAGUCCUUGAAGAGCCGCAUGCGGCUCUGAAGCCGCAGGUUGCCGACCCCUGCCCAAUACAUUCAAAUUGUAUUUUAAGUGAACACUUUUACUUAACCCGAUCAUGUCAUGCACGUAGUCUCUCGUGGUAUAAUUGGGCAAGUUGUCUGGUCAGUGAUUUUGCAUCCCCACUCCCUGCCAAAUGUAUUUUCCUUUAUUUGUAUUCACAAUCAUCACGGUUUAAUGUUAGCCUUCCUUAUGUGACCCUGGUAGCCUAACAUGCGCAACUGUUUGGCUUUUGCAAUGAAAUUGCAGUGCUCUAGAUAGUGUUCAUAGAGGCCUAAACACACACACACACUGUCGGUUGUUUGACAUGCUUCCAUUCCCAGAUUUUGCUGAUAAUUAAACAGUAUGUACAGUAUUGUAUAUUACCAGACAUUCACCAGGGUGUUAACUCUUAAUCGAAUGGUGAGAUAUAAGGAAUGUGUCCAUUUCAAGAGAAAAAUUGUGGUGUCAGCAAUAAUAGCCUUCUUUAGUGACAAGCAUUCAUCCCCCAAAUAUGCUUCGGUUUCCCUUUGGUGAUGCAAAAAACCAGUUAAGCAAGGUCAUCAUUGUUCACAUUUUCAUCAUGAGAACAAAGAAUUGUGGUAUGAUUGGUAAUAUUCUACCGCCCUUUGUCAAUCCACUGCUGGAUGAAGGCCACCCUCUGCUGUGUUGGCCGUCAGGUUGGUUUGACCAUAACUCACCACGGUGUUCCGCGUGGAUUGGUGAAAGGAGGUACUCCAUCUAUCCCUAUGGGCUUCUGAAGGAGCUGGGUGUGCCUCAUCCACGCCCAAUGCCUUUCCUCGGAAACAUGUUUUGGUUCCGGAAGGGAUUCCUGGAGGGACUUGACAGUCUGGUGGAAAAGCAUGGGAAAGUGUGCGGGUAUUACUUUGGGCGGCGAAUGCACCUGGUGGUGGCUGACCCCGACAUGCUGAAGCACAUCCUGGUGAAAGACUUCAACAACUUCGUGAACCGCAUGGAGUUUUCGCUGUCCACCAAGCCCAUGAGCGACAGCAUCUUCAUGCUCCGGGACGAGGAGUGGAAGCACGUGCGAAGCGUCCUCACGCCCACGUUCAGCGCCGCCAAGAUGAGAGAGAUGUCGCCUCUCAUUAACCAAGCGACGGACACUCUGCUGGAAAAUCUGGAGGCUCACGCACGGUUGGGCAAGGCCUUCGAUGUCUGGAGGUGCUUCGGCUGCUACAGCAUGGACGUAAUCGCAAGCGUAGCGUUCGGCAUGCAGGUGGACUCGCAGAGGAACCCCGAUGACCCGUUCGUGCGCCAUGCCCACCUCUUCUUCAACUUCACCUUCUUCCGCUUCACCAUGUUCCUCGUCCUCGCCUUCCCGUCGGUGAUGAUUCCACUGAUGCACCUGGUGCCCAACGAACGUCAAAAUCGGCUCAACCGAUUCUUCAAGCGCAUCAUCCAAGACAUCAUCAAAAUGCGACAGACGCAGCCCCCGGAGCAGAGGCGGCGCGACUUCCUGCAGCUGAUGCUCGAUGCACGAGAGGUGGCGCCCGAGGGCCAGGGUGGCGGCGACGGAGGAGACGCGGAGGGCUCCAAGGAGAGCCAGGGAGACGUGGCCGAUGGAGGAGCAGGAGCAGGGAGCGACUCCAGCGCUCGGGCAGCAGAAGGAGGAGGCCCUAACAGGAGACGCAUCCACAAGCACACCCUGACGGACGACCACAUCCUGGGCCAGGCCUUCCUGUUCUUCGUGGCCGGUUACGAGACGACGUCCAACACGCUUGGCUUCGUCGCGUACCUGCUCGCCACGAACCCCGUCUGCCAGACGCGCCUGCGCGAGGAGAUCAUGGGCUUCUACAGGCAGCACAAAGAGCCCGACUACGACAACAUCCAGCAGCUCACGUACCUGGACAUGAUCAUCUCGGAAACUCUGCGCCUCUUCCCGCCAGGGCUGCGGUUUGGACGCGAGGCGCUGCGCGACUGCGUGGUGAAGGGGGUGCGCAUCCCGGCCAAGACGCACGUGGAGGUGCCGGUGGCCGUGCUGCACCGGGACCCACAGUACUGGCCCGAGCCUGACCGUUUCAUCCCCGAGAGGUUCACCGCGGAGCAGAAGGCGGCACGCCACCCGUUCGUGUACCUGCCGUUUGGCGCAGGGCCACGUAACUGCAUCGGCAUGCGCCUGGCGCUGCUGGAGACCAAGGUGGCGCUCGUGCGCUUGCUGCACCGGUUCACCUUCCACAUGACGCCCGAUACGCAGGUCCCGCUGCGGCUCAAGUCGUUCACCACCCUGAGCCCCAAGGACGCGAUCAUGCUGAGGAUCUCGGCGAAUGGCGAGCCCAGGAAGAACUGACGCGUGCUGCACCGCACUCUCGUGGCAGCGUCCAUCUGUGAA
This is a messenger RNA of Petromyzon marinus (sea lamprey), 4338 nucleotides long. Its product is annotated as thromboxane-A synthase-like. Gene Ontology annotation, molecular function: iron ion binding; oxidoreductase activity, acting on paired donors, with incorporation or reduction of molecular oxygen; heme binding. The record is from RefSeq and is a predicted model, not a curated record. Lineage: Eukaryota; Metazoa; Chordata; Hyperoartia; Petromyzontiformes; Petromyzontidae.